AUGCGCUUCGCGCUGGUGCUCUCGGCGUUUCUGCUGCUGCUGCCGCUGUCGCUCUCCCAGCAUGAAGUCAAGCCUAGUGGUGAAACAGCUGCCGAAGAAAGCAAGCCAAACACACUUCCACCAUCCAGUGUUCCAGACACAGUCAAACAAAGCACAGUCCCACCAUCCACUGAUAAAAGUGUGACUGCAUUGGAGACCAAGGGAAGCACACCCACAACGCCUAACACCUCAAGGGCAGUGCCAACCUCAGCCCAGCAAAGCACAACUGCAGCAGCCAGUGGCAAAGAUGAGAAACCAGCCACAGGCAACUCUGCUAUAACUACUAAAGACUCAAAGGAUUCUACAACCACACCAACCACUGUCUCGACAAAGCCUGAAACCACAAGCAGCCAGAGUGGAAUUAAAAGCAAUUCAGCUAAAUCUGGAACCCAGAGUAGCCACAGUGUGACCACAAGCAGUGUGAUCACUAAGGAAGGAAAUCGGGCAGCCUCUGACCCUCCAACUGAGGGUAACACCUCAGUCAUCAUGCCUGCUCUUCCUUCCUUGCCCACCCCAGCAAGCACUCACCAGCCUAGCACCGUCCCUGUGACUUCGGUCCCUGUGACUUCAGAGCCUGCAGGGAGCUCCUUCGAGGGACCAAACAAAAUUACAGCAGCUACAAGUUUAGGCACAAUGGCGGGUCCCACCUUCACGACGCAGGGGACACUGACCACACUAACACCAUGGGUUGCCUCACAAGGAACUCAACACACCUCCAGCAAGAUGCCAGCUGUCACUGGCACCUCUGAGGCUCUGCAGCCUACAGGCUCUUCAUCGGGACUUGGGACCACAUCUCCUGCCAGGGCACCCACAAGCUCCAUCACUCAUGUGGAGUCAACUGCCCCCCAAGGCUCCAGUGUCCCUUCUCCCACCUCAGUAAUUCCAGCAGGUGUGGGACAGAUACAGUGCGAUUCUCCCGAAAAGCUGAAUGAGAAGAUGCUCGUCCUGAACAUCUCGAAAACUGAUGUCUUGAAAACCAACAUCUGUAAUGCGACCGCUUCGAAUGACAAACUGGUCACGCUUUUGUGCCGAGCAGCAAAAGCCUCCUUCAACCCAGCUCAAGAUCAGUGCCAUAUACAGCUGGCACCUGUUCCAGAAAUCCAGGCAGUGGCAAUCAAACAAAUCACUAUCUGCACAAAGCUCUUUCCCAUGGACGUUUAUGAAUUGCUGAAAGACAAAUGGGAUGACCUAAAAGAGGUGGGAGUCAAUGACAUGCAGUUUGAGGGUCAAGGACCACCAGAAGAGACCGAGGACCGGUUCAGCAUGCCCCUCAUCAUCACUAUUGUCUGCAUGGCCUCCUUCUUGCUCCUGGUCGCGGCCCUUUAUGGCUGCUGCCACCAGCGUCUCUCCCAGAGGAAGGACCAGCAACGACUCACAGAGGAGCUACAGACGGUGGAGAAUGGUUACCACGACAAUCCAACCCUGGAAGUGAUGGAGACCUCAUCAGAGAUGCAGGAGAAAAAGGUGGUCAGCCUUAAUGGGGAGCUGGGGGACAGCUGGAUCGUCCCUCUGGACAACCUGACCAAGGAUGACCUAGAGGAGGAGGAAGACACACACCUCUAA
Mesoplodon densirostris (Blainville's beaked whale) is the source of this 1602-nucleotide messenger RNA. RefSeq names its product podocalyxin like (gene PODXL). NCBI's taxonomy places the organism in Eukaryota, Metazoa, Chordata, Mammalia, Artiodactyla, Ziphiidae. The record is from RefSeq and is a predicted model, not a curated record. Gene Ontology annotation, cellular component: microvillus membrane; apical plasma membrane. Gene Ontology annotation, biological process: negative regulation of cell-cell adhesion; positive regulation of cell-cell adhesion mediated by integrin; regulation of microvillus assembly. The transcript has 8 exons. Bases 1 to 1602 code for a protein of 533 amino acids.